AUAUCUAUAAUAUUUUUGCGCCAGAUUCAGAAUGUUAUAAAUAUUUCCUUCUGUGUAUAUAAUUUACAAAUUCAAUGGGCGCGCACCAAUCUAAGCGUUAUUCGGACUCCGAAGUUUGUCUUUCGCCUUUAAAGGAUGGAACCUUUUUUGAUAUUACUUUUGGUAAAAGAUCUAGACAUUAUAAUAAGCAAAAUUCGGAAGAAGAUAGUCAGAGCUCGCAUAAGAAUAAAAAGGGUUUCGAAGACCCAGGGGCCCCCUCUACUCCUUAUACCUCGAAUCCGCCAUCCCCUCACUUUCUCAGACCACGAGCUAAAACCAUAAGUCAAGCCUACCCUUCUCUCGCGUUCUGGCGACUCCGACAUUCUCACCAACCUUAUGUAAAAGAAUUCGAAACGUCAGCUAAGGAUAGAUUACCGGCUGUGUUUAGAUGGAAAUGCCCGAAAAUGGACAAACAAGGAGUCGGUAAAUUGGAGGCUCAAGAGCACCACAAGUCCCAUCCCAAAACUGUGAGCAUUGUGGGAAGCUGGGAUGGCUGGAAGAAAAGACUUCCUUUAGUUUUUAGUGAAGAACAUUUUGCUAUGAUCAUUGAAUUGCCUGAAGGGACUCAUCACUACCGAUUUUUAGUGGACAAUGAAUGGACAUACGAUGACAAACUACCCUCAUCAACUGAAAAUGGAACUGGAUUUAUGAAUAACAUUUUGGAAGUAAAAAAAUCAGAUUUCGAAGUUUUUGACGCCCUAGCCGAUGAUUUAGCAUCCGGUCAAGAUUCUAAUAAUCGUAACUCUUCCGAUUCUUCCUCUGGGUCCAAUCAAUUCGUGGCUAACAAACAAUUAAACUAUUUGGAUGAUUCAGGCUAUAGCAAAGAUAUCCCUUCCCCAAAACUCCUGGUCGAUUGGGAUAGAUUAUUUUGUUCCUCUUCAAACUCGGCUGGCUCUCAGAAUGCUAAUGGAGGGACAUUUAGUGGGCCCCCAAUUUUACCUCCCCAAUUGCUUCAAGUAAUUCUCAACAAAGAUAUUCCAUAUCAUUACGAGCCCGAAUUGCUACCCGAGCCCAAUCACGUCAUGAUCAACCACUUAUAUGCGCUAUCAAUUAAGGAUGGUGUUAUGGUAAUGAGUUGCACUCACAGGCACAAUAAAAAAUAUGUCACUACCUUAUUAUACAAACCAGUUGUUCAAUGAAAAAUGUUACUUUUCUACAUUUAUUUACGAACGAAACAAUAUUAAUAUUUAUGUCCAUUAAUAACGUUGUGAAGGCCACUCAAUACUCUUUUAAUUAUACCAUCAUAGGCAAAGUAUUUUUUUUUAUUUUGCGAAAAUUAUUGCGCAUAAAAUCUUAAGAAUUACUAACAUUUUAAAUAGAUUAUAUAUUUUUUUAUAUAUUUAAAAUAGAGUUGAUUAUAUAUAUCAUUCCGUCUUAAUUUAUAGAUAAUAUUUAUUAUAAUAUCUAAGUCGAAUAGUUAAAAAAAAUUGUUUGUAUAUAUCACUAAUAAAUAAAAUAUAAAAAUUAUCCUAUAUAAUAUACUGUGAUAUAGAAUCAGACACGUAAUUAAUAUAAUACUAUAUUAUAAACUUUAAAUCGCGGAAUUUUUUUCUCAUUUUAUAAUCGUUUUCAUCCAAAUUUUUUUUUUGAAAUCUAUGGCACACACGCAUUGAAAUUUUUUUAAAUUAAUCUGUUAAAUUUAAAAGGUGGAAUAUUUUAAUUUAUUCUUUUCAUUUUUUAUGACCCAAUCAUAGUUAUUGUUUAUUAUAACAUAACGAUUUUUUUUCAUCUUAAAAAAGUAUCUUUCAGUCCUUUGAGAUUUAUCUUUUUUUGACAAUUUUAACUCUUAUAUUCAAUUAUUGCAGGUGUUGAUAUAUAUUUCUUGGAAUAAUUAAUUUUUAGUUUCGCUAUGAUUAAUUAUUAUGGACAUCAACUCCAACUUAAUUUUUCAUUAAAUCAAUUUAAUUUAUUCAUUUUAAUAACAAAAUGAUUUUUAUGCGUUAACCUAUUUUUGUAGUUAACAAUAUUUUAACAUUUAUAUUUUUCAAGUCAUAUUUUAAAAAAAUUGAUUUUUUGCU
Molecule: messenger RNA, 2057 nt
Organism: Gordionus sp. m RMFG-2023
Lineage: Eukaryota; Metazoa; Nematomorpha; Gordioida; Chordodea; Parachordodidae
Product: 5'-AMP-activated protein kinase subunit beta-2-like
Exons: 7
Coding region: 75-1178 (367 amino acids)
Biological process (GO): signal transduction
Cellular component (GO): nucleus; nucleotide-activated protein kinase complex; cytoplasm
Molecular function (GO): protein kinase binding
Source: RefSeq, a predicted model, not a curated record